AUGUCCAAGCAAGAGCCCGCCGAUCAGGUCAAGUUCCUUGUGUCCUGCAUUGGACACACCACCAACGGCCGACCCGACUUUCAGUCCGUCGCUGAUGAGCUCUCCAUCGUCUCCAAGGCUGCUGCCCAGAAGCGAUAUGAGCGCAUGCUCAAGGCCCACGGCAUCAGCCGUCCCGGAGCCCUUGCCAACGGCGAUGCCACUCCUCCUACCACUCCCACCAAGCGCAAGGCCAAGACCGAAGGUCCCGGCAGCGCUGCCAAGCGAACUCCUCGUUCCAAGGCCAAGAAGGAGGAUGACGAGGAGGAAGACGUGAAGCCCAAGGUCUCUGCCUCCAAGCUCAAGGCCAAGCCCAAGAUCAAGAAGGAAGCUGAGAAGGAGAAGGAGAAGGAAGAGAAGGAAGAGAAAGAGGCUACUGACUCUGGAGACUCCCCCCUUUCUGGCCCUCCCGCUUCUGAGGAUGGUUCCGAGGCUUAA
Molecule: messenger RNA, 474 nt
Organism: Fusarium sp. VM40
Lineage: Eukaryota; Fungi; Ascomycota; Sordariomycetes; Hypocreales; Nectriaceae
Source: the annotation of a GenBank genome assembly